Manihot esculenta (cassava) is the source of this 1165-nucleotide messenger RNA. RefSeq names its product probable carboxylesterase 17. NCBI's taxonomy places the organism in Eukaryota, Viridiplantae, Streptophyta, Magnoliopsida, Malpighiales, Euphorbiaceae. Gene Ontology annotation, molecular function: hydrolase activity. The record is from RefSeq and is a predicted model, not a curated record. Bases 137 to 1060 code for a protein of 307 amino acids. The transcript has a single exon.
UCUAAUUUUAAUGCUUUUUUUCUUUAGAUGAUCAGCCUACCAUUGACCAAAUCAACCCAAUGCAUCUCCUUUAUAUUUCUCAUUCAUUCUUCAUUGUCAUCUGCAUCACUUCAGGCCUAAUUUGACAGGAAAAACGAUGUCUCUAGUUUCUGAAGCUCCUGGUUUUCUUCAAGUCUUUUCUGAUGGAUCUGUCAAACGCUUUUCAUCAGAAACAUUCCCUUCUUCACUGCAAUCAAAUGGAUACAAGUUCAAGGAUAUAAUCAUUGACCCAUCAAAGCCAAUAACAGCAAGACUGUUUCUUCCUGAUGAAUCUUCUGUGAGCAGGCUACCAGUUCUGGUUUAUUUUCAUGGUGGUGGGUUUUGUAUUGGCUCAACCACAUGGCUUGGUUACCAUCACUUUCUUGCAGAUUUCUCAGUCACAGCCAAAUGCAUUGUCUUCUCUAUUGACUACCGUUUGGCUCCAGAGAAUCGGCUGCCCAUAGCUUACGAUGAUUGCUACACUUCUCUUCAAUGGUUGAGUCAUCAAGUGAGUGUUGAACCUUGGCUCAAGUUGGCUGAUCUUUCUCGUGUGUUUCUCUCCGGCGACAGUGCAGGAGGGAACAUUGCACACCAUGUGGCUAUCAAAGCCAUGAGAAAGAAAGUUUCUUACGUUAAAAUCAAAGGGUUGCUGUUGAUUCAUCCUUAUUUUGGAAGUGAGAAGAGGACAAAGAAAGAGAUGGUUGAUGGAGCAGCUUCUGAUGUAGAGAUGAAUGAUAUGUUCUGGAGAUUAAGCAUACCAGAAGGAUCAAAUCGUGACUACUUUGGAUGCAAUUUUGAGAAGCAAGAUCUGUCUGAAACUGAGUGGAAUGUGUUUCCAGCAACAGUUGUUCAUGUUGCUGGUGUAGAUUUCUUGAAUGAAAGAGGAGUUUUGUAUGCAGAGUUUUUAGCUAAGCAUGGAGUUAAAGAGGUGGAGCUUGUGGAGGCUGAGGGAGAAUCUCAUGUGUUUCAUGUAUUUCGGCCUGAAUCUGAAGCAACUCGCUUGCUUCAGCAACAGAUGAGCAAGUUUAUCAACAGCCAUUAGCAUCUCCAAUGGCUGCCAAUGCCAUAACAAAGCUGUUGCAAUUACACUGGAUAAUGCAAAUCAAAUGUAUGGAAAUAAAUGAAUUCAAUCCAAUGUGUCCAAAAG